AUGAGGCAGUGUAGGUUUCCACCAAGCAAAGCUAUGCUAGACCUCGGUCUCCAUGUGUAUGGGCAUUACUGGAGACGUCCCAAGAAGCCAGGCAGCCUCCUAAACUCCUAUAAAUACGCUCCUCCAGCCCCAAGACCAAACCAUUCCAUUCCCAAAGCUAGAGAGCACCUGAAAAGUUUGCAUUGUUGUGAGGUUGUGAUGGAUAACCUUCUAGGGAGAGAAGUUAUGCCGUCAAAUCUCUUGUGUGUUUAUAUGCAGGUGCAUAGAGAUGCAUCGGUUGUGAGGUUAAAGCACGGCUAUGCCGCUAAACCUCGAGUGCAUACUAACAUGGUGGCGCUUAAAGGCCCAUGUGUUGAGUAUGGCUCCGGUGUGUUGAGGAUCUGGAUGGCUAUGCCAUCAGAUCUAUUUUGGGGAGGUUCUGGUUGAGGUUUCACCGGUGAAGCAGUGGUGUGUGUAGUGAGGAGUCAAGUACUGGAGUACUUGCAUUUAGGAGCCAAGUACAGGGGUUGUGGUGUACUAACCUCAAUGCAGGUGGAGGCGGGAUUACAAGCCCGCGGCGUUUGUGUUUGGAGUUUAGGGAAUCCCCCUUGUAUAGAGGCUUUGGUCAAGAGGGUCGAGUUCGUGGAACGGGCUGACCUGGGCUCUGAUUUGUUCUUAGUCUGGGAUGGCCUAUUCGGCGAACAUCGACAUUUUGUGGCGCUUUUCGGAACGUCUGUGCCUAGGACGAAUGGUGAAUGCAGUGGAAUGAUGGUAGUGAUGGAAUGCAAGUGUGGUGAGGUGGGAUGGGUGAGAUGCAGAUGGAAUGAGAUGGGAUGGUGUGUUGGGCGGCUUGAGAGGACAUGGGCGAGCGUGGAGAGGUUCUGCUCGGCCAUCAAAGGUCGCGCCAACUAUGAACAUUCUUUUGUGGUAUAUCUUCUUUACCAUUGUGUGGUUCUUAGAUUCCUGUAUCCAAAACUCAAAACAAAACUAGACAUUAACUAA
Messenger RNA from Microthlaspi erraticum, 981 nucleotides. NCBI's taxonomy places the organism in Eukaryota, Viridiplantae, Streptophyta, Magnoliopsida, Brassicales, Brassicaceae. The record is from the annotation of a GenBank genome assembly.